This is a messenger RNA of Patiria miniata (bat star), 1822 nucleotides long. RefSeq names its product betaine--homocysteine S-methyltransferase 1-like. Gene Ontology annotation, molecular function: zinc ion binding; betaine-homocysteine S-methyltransferase activity. The transcript is spliced from 8 exons. The record is from RefSeq and is a predicted model, not a curated record. NCBI's taxonomy places the organism in Eukaryota, Metazoa, Echinodermata, Asteroidea, Valvatida, Asterinidae. Bases 131 to 1315 code for a protein of 394 amino acids.
UAUGUAGUAUUAUGAUGUGGCGCUAGCAAGCAACUCGGCCACUUGCCUUGUGCAGCACACCCAGGACAGAUCGCUUCAACGCCGAUCCUCGCUUUGUACAUCAGCUGUCGAGCCUGCCAAUUCGUGCAACAUGCCGAAAAAGGGACUUAUUGAGAGACUGGACAGUGGGGUGGUCAUCGGCGACGGUGGGUUCGUGUUUGCCUUGGAGAAGCGUGGCUACGUCAAAGCAGGCCCAUGGACUCCAGAAGCCACCGUAGAAAACCCAGAAGCAGUUCGUCAGCUCCAUCGUGAAUUCCUACGGGCUGGCUCUGAUGUCAUGCAGACCUUCACCUUCUAUGCCAGCGAUGACAAGCUGCAGAAUCGCGGCAAUGAGGCCCAAAAGAAAUACACGGGAGCCAUGAUCAACCAACAGGCUUGCGAGAUCGCCCGGGAAGUGGCUAACGAAGGAGACGCCUUGGUGGCUGGAGGAAUAUCCCAAACGCCUACCUAUCUCAACGGGCUGGGCAAGGAAGCCGUACAGAAGGAGUUUGAGAAACAACUCAAAGUCUUCGUGGAUAACAAGGUGGACUUCAUGAUUGCCGAGUAUUUCGAGCAUGUUGAGGAGAUAGUUUGGGCAGUGGAGUCCAUCAAGCAGAAGUGUCCAGGAAUGCCGAUCGCUGCCAACAUGUGCAUCGGGCCGGAGGGUGAUAUGCACGGCGUGUCUGCUGGCGAGUGCGCGGUCAGGAUGGCCAAGGCAGGUGCCGACGUGAUCGGAAUCAACUGUCAUUUUGACCCGGAUACUGUCUUGGCUGCGCUCAGGUUGAUGAAAGAGGCCCUGACCAAGGCGGGCUUCAAGAAGCAUCUGAUGGCACAGCCUCUGGGCUUCAAAACCCCAGAUGCCUCCAAGCAGGGAUUCAUCGACCUCCCGGAGUUCCCAUUUGGUCUCGAGCCGCGUAUUUUGACCCGGUGGGAUUGCCAUAGAUACGCCAGGGAGGCCUACGAUCUCGGAGUGCGUUACAUCGGAGCUUGCUGCGGCUUUGAGCCUUACCACGUCCGGGCCAUAGCUGAGGAGCUGCAGAAGGAGCGCGGUUGCCUACCGACUGGCUCAGAGAAACACGGUCAAUGGGGUGAUGGGUUGAGACAGCAUACUAAGCCAUGGGUGCGCGCCAGAGCUCGUCGUGACUACUGGGAGAACCUCAAGCCAGCGAGCGGCCGGCCGUACUGCGCCAGUAUGUCCAAGCCUGACGAGUGGGGAGUGACUCAAGGUGAUGCAAUGCUCAAGCAGCAAGCCCAGAAAACCACUGAUGAAGAUCUACAGAAGCUCUACAAAAAGUAGACUAAAGAUUCGAUGAUCAAUAACCGACUUCAAAACGUUGAUGACACAUGCCAUGGUAAAUGUCGUUGCAGCGCAUUUUUGUGAUAUGACAUGAAAAAUGAAGGAGGAUUAUAAUACCCGCAUGUAUUGAUUCUGUGAAUGACAUUAAUGUUUUGGUUAAGAAACGUUAACGUAUUUUCUUCGCACAUAAUGAAAUGGAUGACUCCAAACAAACUGAAUGCAUUAUUGCAGUUAAAAUGUACCGAUUUGAUGAACAUUUCCCCCAAUUGGAAUAAAGGAAGACGGAUCGCUUCUAAUAAGCAGGAUUCGGUAACACUUAGGUUUAUUUUCUGCUUGUAUGAUACCCAUAUUGUAUUUGACAAAAGUAACUGUCGGGAUGAGACAAGGCCGAAUUUAUAGGUUUACUGUUCUCUGUCCCAGUACACAACUUUGUACGUUUUUAUUCUAUAGGUCUGAAAUUUUGGAAUUAAUAAAUUGCUCAGAGUAUACAUCUGUUGACACCAUGAA